CACUGUACACACAUCAAUUGAAGAUCUCUUGUUCAGGCCGUUCGUUUCGUCCACGUCAAGCUGUUUAUGCACAGUACGUUCGUCCACACUAUACUGAAUUGAUUAUAUAUAUACCAUUGCAGAGAGGGUGGGAGAGAGAGAGUGAGUAGCAACAAAAGCAGCUUGUUGCCUUGUUAUACGCAACGUCUCUUACCUCCUGGGAAGAAACAGAAGGAAUAUGGGUAGCAUAUCAGAAGAAGAACUGCUUCAAAUGGUCAGAGAUUUCAUUGAAUCAGAGUCAGCCUCUCCUAUCUCACCUCCAUCUUCAAAUACUAUGUCUCACAAUGAUCAGCACCCAUAUCUCACCUUACAGGAGAUGAUUCGACGGGCUACAAAGGUUGAGGUUGACGUCCUAGAAAAAAUAUUGGUGCACGUAAAGGAAAUGGGAAUUGCAAGGGAACCUACUGAUCUUCUGAAGAAAAGGUUAGUGGCAAGACUGAAAAUGGAUGGCUAUGAAGCUUCUCUCUGCAUAACCAGUUCAGUUUGCACUCUCGGUCGCUCCAAAGUUGUGCAAUAUGCAGGUGAUUACGAAUACAUUGAUGUCAUGGUGGGAGAGAGUAAUGGUGAUGGCAAACCGGAAAGGCUGAUUGUAGAUAUGGAUUUUAGGUCUCAUUUUGAAGUUGUAAGGCCUACACCAACCUACUUGGAGCUAACUGAUGCCAUUCCUUCUGUCUUUGUUGGGACUGAAGAAAAGCUUAAGAAAAUCAUUUCUCUACUUUGCAAAGCUGCAAAAGAAUCACUCACAGAGAGGGGCCUCCACAUUCCUCCCUGGAGAAAAGCAAGCUACAUGCAGUCCAAAUGGCUUUCCAAGGACUACAAGAAAGUCUCAGUUCCAAUCACCAACAUGGAUUAGGUUCUUUGAAGUGGCCGGAUAUAAAUUGCUACUGAUUUUGGGGGAAGGUUCUUACCUUCUGUUCAUGAGUUUUUGUGUCCAUUUUGUUGGCUGAGACCUUUAACUUUUCAUGGUUUUGGGCUACUGUUAAUAUUUCCGGCCAUCCUGCAUGCAUGGAUUCCUGGUGUUCAAUAAUCACUAUUUAAUUUUAACUUUCUGUUCAUGUAA
This is a messenger RNA of Carya illinoinensis, 1099 nucleotides long. RefSeq lists its product as uncharacterized. The transcript is spliced from 3 exons. Lineage: Eukaryota; Viridiplantae; Streptophyta; Magnoliopsida; Fagales; Juglandaceae. Bases 218 to 892 code for a protein of 224 amino acids. The record is from RefSeq and is a predicted model, not a curated record.